This is a messenger RNA of Moneuplotes crassus, 1816 nucleotides long. Lineage: Eukaryota; Ciliophora; Spirotrichea; Euplotida; Euplotidae. The record is from the annotation of a GenBank genome assembly.
AUGAAAGACAAAGCUACCCUUUAUAAGAUAAAACAAGAUUUGGUUAAUAAAUUUGGAGAACAGAACAUCAACACUAUCAACAGAGUGAUACUGGAUAUCUCUUAUCAACUGUUUGACCAAGACAUAAUCCCAUAUAAAUAAAAUAUUCAAAAUGUGUUGUGAGAAGGUACAGAAAGGAUGAGGUGAAAUAAGCCCGUCACCGAGAAGUUCCAAAAGAGCAUUUCGGAAGGGUCAGAAGAAUCAUAAUAGAAAUAAUAGCACUAAUAUUGAGAAAGUUACUGAUAAACUACAGAACCAAAUGAAUGACCGCUAUCCUUCUGUGAGGAAUACUCCCCAAAAAGGGAAGUUGCAUGAUCAAAGAAGCAACAAUAAAUUACAGAAAAUUCAAGCAAAGCUUAGGUCUAUAGAGAAAUACCCUAUAAAGGACCUUGCAGGAUUGAACAUGAACAAUUUGCCUUCUUUAGGCGGGGUCAAACUUCAAAAUUCUACUAUUGAUAUUGACCCGAGAAAACAUCAGAGGAGGAAGAACAAGUCUGUCCUCACGACUCCUCUUAUCCAGAAUGGGAUAAAUAAUAGUUUGAUUGUUGAAAAAGAGGAAACUUUACCACAAAGAAUAAAAGUUAAUCAAAGUAUGGCUGAAAGACAUUCUCCAAAAAUGCAAUACUCUACUCAGUAUCCCCAAGAAAUUCCAAAACGGAGGUCAAAGAAUUUAAGUGUCUGGGAUGCCAUGCUACUUCACGAUGUGAAGAAUUAUGAAAAGGAGCAGGAUCUGAAGAAAGAAAAUGAUAAGAAUAAUCAGAGAAAACUAAAGGCUUUUCUUGACCAACAAGUUAACUACAAAAUGGAUCAGUCUAACUUCGAAAGACUCAAGGAGCAAAAAGAGCACAAGAGUUUAGUAAGCCACUUGUCAGCAUUUGACAGAUCUCAAGCUAGGAGACAAGUCAAGCUUCAAAAGAGGAUGAUUGACAAUAGUAAUUACCUAUUAGAAGCAUCAAAAUCACACGAAAAGAAAGCUCUGAAACUCAACGAGAAGAAACAGUUAGAACGUCUUUUCAUAUUGAACGAGAUCCGGAAGGUCUCUGAAGAGGAACAACAGAGGCGUAUCGAACAAUAUAAAAGAGAGAAUGUAGAGAAGGAGUUCCUCAGGUCGACUAUCCUCCAGAAAUCUCAAGAGAAGGAAAUGCUCCUCAACAGUGAGAAGAAGGAAGCUACUCAAAGUAUGAGAGACCAGAUAAAACAAUUUGAUGAUGCUGAGAAAUAGAUACAAGGACAUAUUUGUAGCUAUUGAUAAGAAAGAACAAAAGAUCCAACAAUCAUAUCAGAAGUUACAGGCUGGGUGAAGAAACCUAGCCCUUGCAGAGGUCGAUAAGGACAAGUCACUCGAGGAUCUGGUUAAAAAGCAGAACAGACAGGCUACUAAGAUGAGAGAGAAGUAUGAGCAUUACCUCCAAAAGAAGAAAAAUAAAGAUUUAUCUGAUUUUAAGACAUACAAUGCUCUCAAUCUAGGAAUUAAAAACCAGAAAAUGACUAAGAAUGAAUUUGAUAAAGCCACUACAGAGAACUACAUAGUGAUGAAGGAUAUGAUGGAGAAGAUGAUCAGAGCAGAUGAGGAACGGAAUAAAAAGAUUAAAAUGCAGGGAGAGCUCAGACAGACCCUUCGGAAACAAAUGGUUGAAAAGAAAGACCAGAAUGAAAGAGAUUUCCAAUACCUUAAUGAUAAAGAAUUUGGAAUUAACAAGCAAAUUCUAUUGAAGAUGAAACGUGCCAAGGAUGUCAGCCUAGAAGACCAACAGAGUUUGAUAUAAAUUUCAAUUUA